Messenger RNA from Rubroshorea leprosula, 1039 nucleotides. The record is from the annotation of a GenBank genome assembly. NCBI's taxonomy places the organism in Eukaryota, Viridiplantae, Streptophyta, Magnoliopsida, Malvales, Dipterocarpaceae.
AACACACAUUUCCAAUUCAUUCAAGCAUGAGGCGGAACAUGCAUGUCAGUGGAAGACAUUACAAACACCAAACUAAAGCAUAAAGGAAUGGUAUCUCACUGAAUGGUAUCACACUAUCUCUAUCUUACAAGAGUAUGAAGUUCAAAUGCUUCAUAGUGAAGGAGAUGCCUGAAGAUCUGUUGUCAUUUCUCUGCAUCCUCAAAACGUCAACGAAAGAGAAAUACAUGCAUUCUUCACCACUAACACCAUGCCAAAGAACUGAAUUACACAAGACUAAAAUUUUGAGAUCCAAAGGAAAAGCCCUGAUCAUAUGAUAAUCUCAACAGUUUAUCAAGCAUGAUGGUAUUGCUUCAGAUAAGCAAUUUUCCAUAAGAGAAGAAUGCUCUGAGAAAGUUAUUACAAUCUUGGCCAGGGGGAUGUUCUAUACAAAACUACACCAUUAACUGCUUAAUACUGCCUUUUAAGCAAAUGAGAUAUGAAAAAAGACAGCAGAGGGAACAACAUCCCAGGAAAAAAUUUCAGACUUGGUAUAAACAACAUGAUUAGAUUUGAGCAUUUCAUUAAACUUGGUCUAGUGAUAUCAAGUCUAACUUAAUUUCUUAGAUAGAGCCAAUGAACUUCAGUUACCUUAGACAUAUGCAACAUGAGUCAGGACAGACUUCAAAGUUGUAACUGCAAAAUCUAAGUGGAAAAUGCACUUGCUGCUACCAGAGUUACACGAGAUUAGGAUUGAUGAUAGAAACAAAAAUCAUUUGCCACGUAUAACAGAAUGGUGAAAGGUAAAAAUAAGUUACCAUCCCAUUCUUGCCUUCCCUGUCUUCUAUAUGUGACUAAUACUAACACUUAGUAUGCCACUAUGGUUUCGCCCUCCCGCAUGUACUUCGACAUGGGUGUAGUCAGUUUUUAUAUAGCUGUUCUAUUUCUGCCUUUUACAAGAAGCUGGAAUGUGAAACUUAGCAUCAGGCACCUGGCAACAAUGUUGCUGAGAAACCUUAAAAGAAGAACCCAGACAUCAUAUUAAUCAAACAGUUCAAGAACU